AUGCCCAUCACAAUCUUGCGUCCGCAGCCCGCGGCGCAACCACGGCCCUCGGCCGCCGCCGACUCAGAUUCAGACUCGUCCGACUCGGACGGCGGCGUCGACGUGCACGGCGACGUGCCCAUGCGCGCCGCCAAGCGCCAACGAACCGCCGCCAUACUCGACAACACCGCCGACGCCGAUGAGAUUCUCACGCCCGGCAGCAUCAUCACCUCCAACCCUCAGUGGAUGCGCGGCCACGGCACCUACGUGCCCCCUGGCUCCACGGCCAUCACCUCCUCCCUCGCCGGCACGCUCACCCGCACCAACAAGCUCCUCUCCGUGCGCCCCCUGCGCGCGCGCUACACCCCCGAGAUCGGCGACCUCGUCGUCGGUCGCGUCGUCGAGGUGCAGGCCCGCCGGUGGCGCGUCGACGUCGCCGCCGCCCAGCUCGCCAUCCUCCAAAUCUCCGCCAUCAACCUCCCCGGCGGCGUCCUCCGCAAGCGCACCGAGACCGACGAGCUGCAGAUCCGCACCUUCUUCGCCGAGGGCGACCUCGUCGUCGCCGAGGUCCAGCAGCUGCACGCCGACGGCGCCGCCAGCCUGCACACCCGCUCCCUCAAGUACGGCAAGCUCCGCAACGGCGUCUUCGCCAGCGUCUCCGGCGUCGGCGGCGGCGCCGGCGUCGUCCGCGCCAAGCGCCAGGCCUGGACCAUGGAGGCGGCCGCGGGCGCGGGCGCGGCGCACAAGAUUGACGUGCUGCUGGGGGUGAAUGGGUAUGUGUGGAUCAGCAGGCACGUGGAGAGCGAGGCGCCGGCGGAGGCGGCGGGGGUCAAUAGGAUGGAGGAGUCGGUGAGCAGUAGGGUGUACGCGAGCCAGAACGACGAGGUGGACGUGCCCACGAUGCGCGAGAUUGCGCGGGUGAGGAGCGUGGUGCUGGCGCUGGUGGAAGCCGGCCUGCGCGUCGACGAGGACACGGUUACGAGGGGUUACCACGAGGCGGUCGAGCUGGGCCGCGAGACGCCGGACGACGACCUUUAUCUGGGCGGCGAGAGGGGGCGGCGGUUUGCGGCCGUGAUGGCGGGUGUAUAG
This is a messenger RNA of Cordyceps fumosorosea ARSEF 2679, 1068 nucleotides long. Its product is annotated as exosome component 2. Gene Ontology annotation, molecular function: RNA binding. Gene Ontology annotation, cellular component: cytoplasmic exosome (RNase complex); nuclear exosome (RNase complex). Bases 1 to 1068 code for a protein of 355 amino acids. NCBI's taxonomy places the organism in Eukaryota, Fungi, Ascomycota, Sordariomycetes, Hypocreales, Cordycipitaceae. Gene Ontology annotation, biological process: U4 snRNA 3'-end processing; exonucleolytic trimming to generate mature 3'-end of 5.8S rRNA from tricistronic rRNA transcript (SSU-rRNA, 5.8S rRNA, LSU-rRNA); poly(A)-dependent snoRNA 3'-end processing. The record is from RefSeq and is a predicted model, not a curated record. The transcript is spliced from 2 exons.